This is a messenger RNA of Fusarium venenatum, 1176 nucleotides long. NCBI's taxonomy places the organism in Eukaryota, Fungi, Ascomycota, Sordariomycetes, Hypocreales, Nectriaceae. The record is from RefSeq and is a predicted model, not a curated record.
AUGUGCCGGCUUCCAGAUUCCAUAACAAAACUCUAUAUAGGAGUCCAGGACUUCUUGAAUAGGUCCCAGAGAUCCUGGCAAGCUGCCUGUGCAGCUUGGAACGAAGUCCCAGAGGCUCCAACCAUGAUACUGUCAGCCCAGACACCGAAAAUCGAUAUCGAUAUCGGUCACAAAUUACCGGCGAUUAGGGGCGCAUUGAGCGCGCUUGAUGCGCCUCCAAGCGAUUCACGACUGGUAUUUUGGACUGAUGCUUCUAAGAAACAUCGUUCCGCAGGAUGGGCGGCUGUGUUUCGGGAGGGCUGCACCUUGGUGCGUAUCAUGGCAAGGGGACCAUGUGGCACAUCGUCCAAUAUCGAAGAGCUUCAGGCCAUCGGCCUUGCCCUUGACUACACGAUACAACUCGAAGAGGAGAACGACAAGAGGGGACGACUGCAAAUCCUUGAAGUGUACAUCGACUCACAAGCCACGUUGGAACUUUUGAGAAAGGCACUAUCAGACUUGCCACCUUUGGGCAUCGAUGACAUCGACGACACCAAAUGUAAAUAUUACAACAACAAGAAGAGAGCAUGGUUGUUGGCCCAGAUGAUAGCGCGAGAGGUGGGUCGUAAGGCCACACAGCUUCAAGAAGCUGGCGUGUAUAUCGAAUUGAACUGGGUGCCUCGGGAUACAGUUAUUGGCAACCAACUUGCUGAUAGGGGCGCUGCACUUGCGAGAAUGGGAGUUGGAUGUGGUUAUACGCUUAACAAUGCACUCGUCGAGUUUCUUCCAGCCGAUCCUGUUGGAGAAGGAGACGAGGACAAGACGAGUGUGUGCUUGACCGUGCCGCAGAUACGUAUGGCGGAAGAAAUUGAGUCGACAUUGAUAGAAAGAGCGGCAGAAGUAGAAGACAUACUCGCAGCAACGACCCAAGAUGUUGUAGAAGAACCGCUAACUGAAGCUACUUGGCAAAGAAUAGCAGAACCAGAACCAGAACCGGAGACAGACGAGGCGACGGCAGACGAGACUGUUGGAGCCACAGGCGAAGAAACAGUUGAAGUUACUGGACAGAGACCUGAAAUUGGGAAUAAUUGGCACAACAACGACGCUAUGCCUAUAGAUCCGCAGCUGUACCUUCCAUUGCCAGAUGAGAUGACUGGUGUGGCGACCAGAAAAGUGGCAGCAGAAGAGGCAAAUUAA